UCUAUUGAUGGCUAGAGACAUAUCAAAACAUAUACAGUGGUCCUUUCUUAAAUUAGUUGUUUUAAAAUUGUAGUAUAGUACAUAAAUCGGCACUACGAUAUGGUCAAAUACUUUCUUAAAUUAGCUAAAUGUUUCUUGUUGCUUGUUAAGAUAAAUUUUAAAAGAUGCAGAAAAGGAUGUGACAAUACAAAAUACUUCAAGAAAAGCAAAAACAAAAAGAUUACGAAAUCUCACUAUAAUAAUACAUUGGACUUUUCUCUUCUUUUUUUUGGAACUAACAAAUAAUAAUACAAUUGUCAUCUUAAAAAUAAAUACAUAGAAUAACGUUUAAUAAUGUCCCAACGUGCACUAUAUAAACGAACAACCACGAUACAUUUACAUCACAACACACAUAACAACAACAAAAACACACAAAUAAACCAAAAUGGCAGCACGAGCCACAACGUUCUAUGCUCUCUUACUAAUUACCUCACUCCAACUCCUCCUAACAUGCCACGUGUCAUUCGCCGCCGGAGGAAGAUGGAAACUCCUCCUCCCCAACGUCGGAAUCUCAGCGAUGCACAUGCAGCUCCUCCGCAACGACCGUGUCGUAAUGUUCGACCGAACCAACUUCGGCCCAUCGAACAUCUCUCUCCCCAACGGUAACUGCCGUAACAACCCACAGGACCCUGUUUCCAAAAUCGACUGCACAGCUCACUCCAUCGAAUACGACGUCGCAUCAAACACCAUCCGUCCCUUAACCGUACAAUCCAACACAUGGUGCUCAUCCGGUUCGGUUAGACCAGACGGUGUUCUCGUCCAAACCGGUGGAGACCGAGACGGCGAGUUAAAAGCAAGAAUCUUCACUCCUUGUAAUAACAAAAAAUGCGACUGGAUCGAGAUUAACAACGGGUUAACAAAGAGAAGAUGGUACUCUUCUAAUCAUAUUCUCCCCGACGGUAAACAAAUAGUCAUUGGAGGCCAAGGACAAUUCAACUACGAGUUCUUCCCCAAAACGACAUCUCCUAACGUUAUCGCGUUACCGUUUUUGGCCGAGACUAAUGAUAGAGGAGAAGAGAAUAAUCUUUAUCCUUACGUUUUUCUCAACAACGACGGUAAUUUAUUUAUAUUCGCCAAUAACCGUGCGAUAUUACUAGACUAUAUUAAAAACACGGUGGUGAAAACUUAUCCGGCGAUCCCCGGUGGUGAUCCGAGGAGCUACCCGAGCACCGGCUCAGCAGUGUUAUUACCGUUAAAGAAUCUUGAAGCGGUUAAAAUAGACGCGGAGGUUCUGGUGUGUGGAGGUGCACCUAAAGGAUCGUACCUCCUCGCUUUCAGAAGGAAAACAUUCGUGAAAGCGCUUGACACGUGUGCGAGGAUCAAGAUUAACGACGAGAAUCCUCAAUGGACGGUGGAGAAGAUGCCACGUGCUAGAGUUAUGGGAGACAUGACGCUUUUGCCUAAUGGAGAUGUUUUGAUUAUCAACGGUGGUGCUUCUGGCUCAGCUGCAUGGGAGCUUGGUCGUGAACCGGUUCUCGUACCGGAUGUGUACCAUCCCGAGAAUCCGGUUAACUCUAGAUUUGAGUCUCUUAACCCGACUACAAUACCGAGAAUGUAUCACUCCACGGCGGUUCUUCUCCGUGACGGGAGAGUUCUCGUUGGAGGAAGCAAUCCUCACGCGUUCUAUAACUUCACCAAUGUGCUUUUCCCGACCGAGCUAAGCUUGGAGGCUUUCUCUCCGGCAUACCUAGAACCGGAGUUUGCGAAAUUUCGUCCAAAGAUUCAGUCUCCUAAAUCGCAAGUAAUGAUUACGUAUAGGAUGGACUUGAAGCUGAAGUUUAAGGUCGCAGGGGAAGUCAAGGGUCCGGUUAAAGUAACGAUGGUGUUUCCAUCGUUCACAACGCAUUCAUUUUCUAUGAAUCAAAGGCUUUUGGUUUUGGAUAACGUUACGUUUAAAAGAUCUGGUAAAUCGACGAACUAUGAGGUUCAAGUGAAGACUCCGAGAUCGGUGAAUAUAGCACCGCCUGGUUAUUAUAUGAUGUUUGUGGUGAAUCAAAACAUACCAAGCGAAGGUAUUUGGGUAAGGCUACAAUAAUUCAAAUAUAAAAAGGAUGCCUCAUUAAUUAUUUGAAGACUUGUAAAGUUUUAUUUGGAUGAAUUAUUGUAUUUGAUUAUUGACAAACAAUUUAAAUGAAUUGUAUUUGGAGACAAUGUGUUGAAUACCUCCAAUUAAGAUCCAAAUUAGCUGAAUGCCCAUAAUUAUGAAUAAUCUAAAAAAGAGUAACCUUUUGACACUGUACGGACGAAAAUGCCCUCAUGUUUUAUCGAAAACAAGUAACUCUAGAUCUAUCAGCUAAAUAUUUACAUAGCAGGUAACAAUCUACAUACCAACUAACAUAUCAGCUAAUAAUUUUAGUAUCAUCUAACAAUCUAUGUAUCAAACAAAUGUAUCGACUAACAAAUCAUAUAUCAGUUAAUAAAUUUAUUAACAAUUAAUUAUUUAUCUAUCAAAUAGCUCCAAAUCUAUUUGUAACAGCUAACACUCCAUGUAUCGAUUAAUAAUCUAUUAAAAUCUAAAUAAUAGCAGGUAAGUAAUAAAAUACCUACUAACGUAUAUAUUAUCUAAAAGUUGAUUGUGAGUCGAAAUUGGAAACAUUGGAAUUGGGGUGAGAUAAUAAGAUUAACAUUAUGGGUGUCAAAAGAAUCAGAAUAAAAAAAUAAAUAUUUGUGUUGAAUUAGAAAAUGAUUUGAAGAAUCUGUACGAGAGAUAAAGUGAUUAUUAGAACACAUAAAAAAGGAGAAGAGAGAGAUAUAAAUAAGGGUAUUAUAGUCAUAAAAAUAUCAAAAAGAAACAAAAGUAUAUGACAAAUUAUAUGGGCUUCUGGGGAUAUCCACACCAAUUUCUCUUGUAUUUGUUGUGUAUGACAAUCAAUUAAUUGGAAACUCAGUCCAUUUUCAUGUCU
Messenger RNA from Brassica rapa (field mustard), 2942 nucleotides. RefSeq names its product aldehyde oxidase GLOX. The record is from RefSeq and is a predicted model, not a curated record. Lineage: Eukaryota; Viridiplantae; Streptophyta; Magnoliopsida; Brassicales; Brassicaceae.